AUGGGAGACGCGGCGAGCUCCUCGAGCGGGAACACUCUGGUGCUAGAAGGACGGCCCGAGUCCGAGUUCGCGCCCAUUCUCCAGACGCGGAAACAGGCCCGUCUGAUAUGUCUGGAAGAGCACGCCGUAUCCCCCUUUCCAACACCGGCAAUCUCAUCCACCUUUGGCACAUUCAAGCCGUCAUACGUGGCCGGUCUCAAAGAUCGACUGGGCGACAUCGCGCUGCGGGUCAAGAUCAUGGACGCCAACAAGAUCGGCGCGCAAAUCAUCUCCAUGAACCAACCCACGGCGCAGGCGUUCGUGAACCUGGACGAGCAGCGCGAGUGGUGCCGGCAGUCGAACCAGUUCGUGUACGAGAGCUACUGCCAGCGAUACCCGAGCCGGUUCUUCGCGUUUGCGACCCUGCCGACGCAGAGCGGCGAGGCGGCCGCGACGGAGCUGGAGCGCUGUGUCACCGAGUACGGCUUCGUCGGGGCCAUGAUCAACGGGUUCACAAACACCGCGGAUCCCACCAGGGGACUGUACCUCGACCACCCGCAGUUCGACAAGCUCUGGGAGGUCUCGGAGCGGUUGCAGAAGCCCAUCUUCAUCCACCCGCGCGUGCCGCUGGCGAGUAACAUCAAGGUGCUGGAAGAUAUGCCCAUCUUCCACGGCGCGCCGUAUGGCUUUGCAAGGGAGACGGUCGAGCAUGUCCUGAGACUGAUGUACAGUGGCGUGUUUGAUCGGUUUCCCAGGUUGAAGAUCUGUCUGGGCCAUAUGGGCGAGGGGCUAUCGUGGAUCCUGCCGAGGACGGAUACCACGUUCCGUCUUUAUACCGCUGAGGCACAAGGCCCCAAGAGGAAGCGCUUCCAGGAUUACUUCCAGCAGAACAUCCUGCCCAACACCAGCGGCAUGCCCCGAACGGCGGCCCUGAUGAACCUAAUGGCCGAGUCGAGGGUCGAGAACAUCAUGUUUGCCGUGGACUAUCCCUACGAGUCGAUCGCCGAGAUGAGAGCUUGGUUCGAGACGGUGCCCAUAUCGGAUGAGAACUGGAGGGAUAUCGGGUAUCGCAAUGCCAUCAGACUAUUCGGGCUGCCUCUUGAUUAUGACUAG
Molecule: messenger RNA, 1092 nt
Organism: Fonsecaea multimorphosa CBS 102226
Lineage: Eukaryota; Fungi; Ascomycota; Eurotiomycetes; Chaetothyriales; Herpotrichiellaceae
Exons: 2
Coding region: 1-1092 (363 amino acids)
Biological process (GO): secondary metabolic process
Cellular component (GO): cytosol; cytoplasm
Molecular function (GO): hydrolase activity; carboxy-lyase activity
Source: RefSeq, a predicted model, not a curated record